Orbicella faveolata is the source of this 7733-nucleotide messenger RNA. RefSeq lists its product as uncharacterized. Lineage: Eukaryota; Metazoa; Cnidaria; Anthozoa; Scleractinia; Merulinidae. The record is from RefSeq and is a predicted model, not a curated record.
AAUAGGCAUCCAAUGUGUGCUUGUACCUAUUGCGAGAUGCCUUUAUAAAUAAAUAUUUCUGCAGCUGGAAUUUCUUUUUAAGUCAACACUACCUUGACAUAGGGCUUGCUUUAUACUCCGACAGUACAUUAGUGUUUUAUGUUGUAAUAUUUAUAUCAUAUGAUAUUUACAUGGAUCCAAAAAUAUUUGCUUUAGAUGCUAGUGCCUUCAAAAUUCACAACCACCCUCAACUAAUAUGGAGCCCCACCUAAAAUAAGCCGAGGAAGUUAAGCCUUGGAGUAAAACUUAUCCAAGAAUAAGAGGGCACUGUAAAGAUUGGUUCAUCAGCUUUAGGACCUUAAUGUCCAGUUGAGGGUUCUUUAGGGUUAUUCCUUUCCAUUUUGAGCUCCAAAGAAGUUUCCUUUGGUUGCAGAAUUGGAGAAUUAAAACACUUUGAAACUUUAAUGGGAACAUCGUCUGAAAAGCAGUUUAUCCAGAAUUCAGGGACCCUCCUAUGUUGACAUUGACUUAUUGAUUGUUAGUCACGUGAUCACAUGAUUUAACUUUACUCGCAUCGUAUCUUGUUGCAUUGAUAGAUUGAACUCUGGAAUUCUAGUUUAAACUACCCAGUGAGCAGAGUCUCCUUCGAUCUUCCUAGACAAAUCGGGAAGAGAAAGGAGACUCUGUGAGCAGCUCCAAGAUUCUUUGAUCCGCCGCUUAUCUGAGAAAAUGGAUGAGUCAGUCCAGUUUCCUUUUGGUCAAACCGGUUUCUCACUGAUGCGCAUGAUCACUUGCGAGAAUUGCUGAAUAUUUCCGCGCCCAUUUUACGUGAGCAUGGUGACUGCUUCGCUUUCGUGCAAAGUCUUCGUAAAAGCCGUGAAAUCCGCGUUCCAAAAAGUUAACAUUGGUAACAUUUCAAGCCUCGCAAACACAAACAAGAUCUCUGUUCAGUUUUGUGUGGCAAUGAUACGUUCGUCUCCCUUCUGCUCGGUCAUGGCAAAUCGCUGAUUUACCAAAUCUGUCCUGUGGUUGCAAAGGAACUUUCUGACUUUGAGGAACAGUUCCCAGCUGAACCAAUGCUUUUUGUUGUCUCGCCCUUGCCCGUGAAUGCACUAAUUUCAGAUCAGAUAAAUUCCCCCGAGAGGAUGGGGAUCAACGCUUGCAAAGUCAACAUGGAAAGCACGAUUUCUCUACAGAAGCGAUGCGACUACCAACUAUUGUAUGCGAGCCCUGAGGUCUUUGACAAUGAAGAUGUGAGAAAAUUGCUCCAGCAAUAUUGCGAUGGCAUCAUUGGCAUCAUGAUCGACAAGUCGCACUGGGUUGUCCAAUGGUAGGAUUUGUUGAUGUGUUAAUUUAAUGAUUAACAUAUUUUGACAACGAGGUUGAUCGAGGCUCGGUUACCUUUGCGUUGGAGCAUGCUCAAUAGGAAAUCUUGAAGCCGCUCGCAGAGUCUCCUUCCUCUUCCCGAUUUGUCUAGGAAGAUCGAUGGAGACUCUGCUCGCAGGGUAAGUUUAAACUCGGUCAGAUUCACUUUAGCCAGUUGUUGAAAAGUCGGAAAAAGGAAUAAAUUCAUUACACGGUCCUUCGGAGUCAGAUUUUGGCACAACAAUGGCUGAAGUACUCAAGAAACAAAGGAAAAUCCGUAGAGGUCAACGAGCACAUGUCACGAAACUCCUCGUUAAUUUAGAGCUGUCGCUACAGGAUGAACUCUCACAACAGAAGAUUAUACUCAGGGAAAAGCUCGACUCCUUGAAUAGCCUCCAUAGCAAGAUUUUGGAACUCGUAGAUGAUGAAAAUGAAGACGAAUUUAUCGCACAUGAAGUUGCUGAAGCAAGCGAAAUCACAGAUGAAAUCACGUGGGCUGUGGUUCGCAUUGAUUCGACUUUGAAAUCUCUGCAGAUUAAUUCGUCGAUCACCUCAACCCCGAGCGCUUCAACUGGAAACGUAGGCUUAAGUCCCCAAUCUGGACUACUUUUAAAUGGAACAACUGCAGCAUUGAACGUCAACAUUUGCGCCAAAUUACCAAAAUUGGAAAUGAAAAGGUUCAAUGGUCGACCAACGGAGUGGCAAGCAUUUAUCGAUUGUUUUGACAGUGCUGUUCAUUCAAACCCAAAACUUAGUAACAGAGAGAAAAUGAGCUAUUUGAAGUCCCUCUUUGAAGGUCCAGCUGCGGCUUCAAUUAAAGGGCUGCCCUUGACAUCGGAAAAGUACAUCUUGGCAAGAAAGAUCUUAGAGGAAAGGUAUGGAAACAAACAAUUAAUCAUUAGCUCUCAUGUGGAUAACUUACUUAAGUUGCCCGUGGUCAGUUCUGUCAAUGAUGUUAAGGACAUCAGACAAUUAUAUGACAAAACAGAAAUCCAUAUCAGAGGCUUGCAAGCUUUGGGUGUAGAGGCUCAACAGUAUGGUAGCUUCUUCGUCCCAGUUCUCCUCAGUAAAGUACCCCAAGAGCUAAGAUUGAUAAUCAGCAGGGAGUUUGACUCAGGAAAUUGGAGCCUUGAUGAAUUGUUGAAAGUAUUCAAAACAGAAGUUGAAGCUGGGGAAAGGUGUAACUCAAUGACAACAACUCCCCGGAGAGGAAACACCCACCCAAGCCCCCUCCACCAACUUUCAUUGCUGACCCCUGAGGGACAGAGAAUGACAUGUACCUUUUGUAAGCAGGGCCACAGAUCAGUAGACUGCGGUGUCAUCACGAUCGUCGGUGAAAGAAAGGACAAACUCAAGAAACAGGGCUUUGUUUCAUGUCUCAAGCACUCCCACAUUGCAAAGGAAUGUGAUUCCAAAUGGGCCCGCUCAAAUUGUGCUCAGCGACAUCAUCCAGGCUUGUGUAUGGCCAAUGACACUCCAACAUCAGACAACACUAUAGCAGGUGUAACUCAGCCAUCAACCCAAGGAAGUGGACAACCAAGUUCAGCCGUUAGCAUGUAUGUUGAUAGCAAGACAUCAAUUUUGUUGCAAACUUGCAUUGCCUUAGCAUCAAAUCCUACCUCAGUACAGCCUCAAGAGAAACAUUGUGUAAGAAUCAUCCUGGACAGUGGAAGUCAGAAGACGAACAUCACACAGCAACUUAAGAAGACUCUGGGCCUGAAACCAAUAGCAAGGGAAGGAUUGUGUAUCAAGACAUUUGGAACAGAUUACAACAACCUCAAGACUGUUGGCAUUGUACAGCCUCAAGAGAAACAUUGUGUAAGAAUCAUCCUGGACAGUGGAAGUCAGAAGACGAACAUCGCACAGCACCUUAAGAAGACUCUGGGCCUGAAACCAAUAGCAAGGGAGGGAUUGUGUAUCAAGACAUUUGGAACAGAUUACAACAACCUUAGGACUGUUGGCAUUGUAAACCUGUGUCUGAAGAAUGUUGAUAAUGAUGUCAUUGUAACCAUUACAGCCCAUGUUGUACUAGUGAUCUGUUCACCGCUGAAUUAUCAAACCAUUCAAUUUGCAAGGAAGAAUCAUGCCCAUUUGAAGGACAUUGUUUUGCCGCAAUGUAUCUCAGAAGAGAAUCUUGUCAUAGACAUUCUCAUUGGAGCAGAUCAGUAUUGGAACAUUGCAAAUGGAGAGGUCAGAAGAGGAGAGAGUGGACCUAUUACUGUGAACACAAGAUUUGGAUGGACAUUAUCUGGUCCCAUCGAGAAUGCACCUUGCUCAGAUACCCAUUCUGUCAAUUUGGCAGCAACACAUGUACUCCAGAUUGACGCUCGCAGAGAUGAAAUGGACGUACAUGAAAUGGAGCUUGAAGUGAAACUCCAGACCUUCUGGGAAUUUGAAUCAAUUGGAAUUAAGCAGGAAGAAAACUCUGUUCCAGCAACAUUCAGAGAGACAACCACUUUUGAGAACCAGAGAGGAUGCUCAUGACCCACUGCCUGACAAUUGCAGUCUCAGUCAAAGAGGAUUACAGUCCUUGUUGAAGAGACUCAGCCAUAAGCCAGAACAACUGGAGGAGUAUGAUCGUGUGAUUAAGGAUCAGCUGGACAAGGGAAUCAUCGAAAGAGUUGACCAUUCUAAGAAAGCCCAGCCUUGUCAUCAGAUACAUUACGUUCCCCUUCACUGUGUCGUGAGAGAGGACAAGUCAACAGCCAAGCUUCGCAUUGUGUAUGAUGCAUCAGCAAGAGAAAAUGGGCCAGCAUUAAAUGAUUACCUCCGUACUGGACCACCCCUCCUGACAUCCUAGACAUUCUCAUGAGAUUGAGAGUCCAGCCAAUAUCACUAGUUGCUCAUCUCUAGUUGCUGACAUAAAGAAAGCCUUUCUCGUGAUAGCCGUCAAGGAGGAGGACAGAGACAUUCUGCCUUUUCCGUGGGUGAAUGCCGUGAAUUCAGCGGAACCUAAGAUCGUGGAAUACAGAUUUGCUUGAGUCGUUUUUGGAGUUACUUCGAGUCCCUUUCUUUUGAACGGAACUCUCCUCGAGCACAUCACCAGCUAUGAAAGGGAAAACCCUGAAUUUGUCAGUCAGAUGCUUUGCUCGUUGUAUGUACAUGUAGAUGAUCUGAGCUUAAGCCUUGUAGAUGAGGACAAGGCAUACCAACUCUACCUCAAGUCAAGAGAGAAUGGCUCAAGGUGGAUUUAACUGCGCAAAUGGAUGACUAACUCAAGGCUCCUAAUGGAGAAGAUCAAGGAAAUGGAAUCUCAGAGAAAAAGGGAAGCUCGAUGAAGAUGAUGAGACAUACAACAGAAGCAUGGUUGGUGGUCUUGAAGAGAGGGAUGUCAACACUGAACAGAAGGUCCUGGGAACUAGUUGGAGCUAUUUCACUGAUGAGUUAUUGUUCAAGUUUCAGACACAUGUGGAAAGCGCACAAGGUCUAAUACCCACAUAACGGAACGUACUCAGAGUGAUAUCAAGUUUUUAUGAUCCUAUGGGCUUGAUCUCACCAAUUAUUGUAUAAAUGAUAAUUCUUCUGCAAGACAUCUGCAAGGCAGACUAUCACUGGGAGGCAGAACUUGACUCGGAACUGAAAACUCAAUGGAUGAAGUUGAUCUCAGAGUUGGGGCAGGUGAAUGUCAUUCAGAUCCCCAGGUGUGUCACUUCCGAACCUGAUACUAAGGAAGUUGUAUAUGAGCUGGAGGCUUUCGGUGACGCCUCAUCCUUAGCCUAUGCAGCAGUGGUUUACUUGGUAAUCAAAUCCUGAACCAGUAUCACGAGGCUCAUAAUCUAAUCAGUGACUGUCACCACAGGGCGAUGCACAAUUGUGUAAGGGAAAUGCUGACAGAAUUGAGAUCGCGUUUCUGGCUCACCAAGGGACAGCAAGUCAUCAGAAAACAAAACUUCAACUGCGUAGUGCGUAGAAGACGUGAAAGAAGGUCAUACAAGGUUGAGCCAUCAUCAGAUAUACCUGAAUUCUGAUUCAAGGAAGGAUACCCCUUUGCAAGCACAGGAGUAGACUUUGCUGGACUGCUAUUUGUGAAAACUGUCUUUGGAAAGGGAAUUCAAGUCAGUGAAGUGUACAUUUGUUUAUUCACCUGUGGAAGUACAAGGGCUAUACAUAUUGAGCUCACUCCAAGUCUUACAACCCAGGCGUUCAUUCGAUGUCUUCAAAGAUUUGUGGCCCGUAGAAGAAUUCCAGAACUUGUCACAUCUGAUAACGCGAAUACAUUUAAGGCAGCUGCUACUCAGCUAACAAAGAUCUUCAAUGACCCUGACGUCACAUCUUUGCUUUCCAGUGAAAGUUUAAUCUUGAGAAAGCCCCAUGGUCGGGGGGAGUUUUUGAACGGAUGAUCAAGGGUACCAAACGUUGUCUGAAGAAAACACUUGGAAAGGCUCGCCUGACGUAUUGGGAGCUCUUGACAGUUCUAACUGAAGUUGAAUGCAUUCUGAACUCCAGGCCAUGAACCUAUCUGUAUCCAGACGACCUGUAGGAACCUUUGACACCAUCUCAUUUAAUCAGUGGUAGACGGUUGCUGUCACUGCCAGAUACAACCAGAAGUGAAGCAGACAACUCAAGUACCCGUGAGACAGUCACAGGGAGAGCUAGAUAUUUACAGAGAUUAAUGGAUCACCUUUGGAAUCGAUGGAGACGGGAGUACAUCCCAGUCCUCAAAGAAUCUCACAGGUUGAAGCUAGAAGAAGACAAGAAGACAAGGGGAGCAGUCGUCGCAUUUCUGAUAAGGGAAAGAGUUCAUAUUUGCAGCGUCUUCUACAACGCUUGUUUCCUUGUGAAAUUCUAGAUGAUGUUAAGAAGGAACUGGAGAGCUUCACUGAAAACGUCACCUGUGUAUUGAAAGAAGGGAAGCUGGAAUCCAUAUAAGCAGAGCUGAAAGAAAUGCCUUUGCGACCACGGAGACAGCCAGCUCAAGCAGGUGAAGAAAGGAGGAUACUACUAACCAAUGCUUAGAGCCGUUGGUUAAGUUGAUUGGAUUAAAGACAAAGUUGUGUAGAGAACACAUAAUGACUCGGUUGCGGGAUGGUUUAGGUGUCUCUAUUGUAGACUUUAUUGUUAUCGAAUAGUGAAGGACAUUAACCAAUGUUUUUGGUCCAUUGGUUAAGGUGGGGUUGUGCGGAAUUCAGGGGACCCCCCCCCUUAGUUGACAUUGACUUAUUGAUUGUUAGUCACGUGAUCACAUCAUGUAAUUUUACUCGCAUCGUUUUUUGUGUAUGUUUUUAUUGCGUUGAUGGAUUGAACUCUGGAAUUCUAGUUUAAAUUCGGUCAGAUUCACAUUAGCCAGUUGUCAGUGUAAGUUGGAAAACGGAAUAAAUUCAUUACAUAGUUUAAGCUGCAAAAUACAUUUAAGGGUUUCUUUAAGUUUUAAGUCCAUAUCUCUGCAAGUGGUUUGAAUGUGAGGAGUUCAGUUUUCAGUUUAAAUCACCUGGUUAACAGGUUACUUUAAGGUAAUUUGUGACAUCAUUGUGAGCGCAGAGAUCUUGAUAUGGAGUCUACAGGAAAAGAUGUUUUGUUAUAACUUAAAGAAUGUUACUUUUUAUCGCUAAAUCCUCGCUAUGCUGUAUUUUGAAAAUGUCUAACCACACAAUGAUGCCAUAAAUAUCGCCCAUCAAAUUUUUCAAAAUUGAACAUGGCAGCACGUGCAAAAUUUGAAUUCCAAAAAGUGGAUUGCUGAAACUAAACCUCCAGUCUUAAAAACGGGUAAAGAAUUAUUGACUUGAAACCUCUCAAACACUUUGUCACAAGCACCAACUUAUGAUUUGGAACAUGACAAUACUGUUUUUUAACCAAGAUUCCCUUUAAAACACACCAUCAUCUGUGUACACGACUUUGUCUACCAUCAUACACUGCCUGGAACCUCCUAUCUAUUUUGAAGAAGACAUCGUAGGCCAUCGAUCAUGUGAUUAUCAUUUGUGCUUCAAGCGGUCACGAACAUCAUUUAUUGUUACAAAUUACUCGGUGGAAAUUUUAGGAUAAUGACUGAGAAGUGUUUAAUACGUUACUGGUGUAUUUUAAGAAGAGAAGUGUAUUUUUUGAACACUAACAGCAACCAAGCAGACACCAUUAUGAUGUUUGAGGUUUUUUGCCAACUCCUUGCAAGGGGGAUUUUUCUAGCAUUCUACUGUACUGAAGAGAUAAGAACGUGUGUAACAAAAAAAUCUGACUCAUUCUGCAUUCUGGAGUGAAUCAGUUCCAUUGUGUUCCAGAAUGGUAGGGGAAAGUCAACGCAAAAUGGAGCACUGAAAGAAAGCUUUCAGCAUAGCGUUAGCUUAGCUUACUUCUGCCCAGUACUGUAUUGUCUUUUUGCCAUCAUUAUACGAUAACAUGUACAUCAAUUACAUCACGAUGCUCAACUCAGUAGUGAGUCUCCCUUUAUCUUUGAAGAU